AAGCACUAAACAAACACUCAAGUAGGUAUCAGAAGCAACACAAUGGAUAGACGCAUCAGGCUGUUUUAUUUGCUUUUCGUACUUUAUACUGUAAAAGCCCAAACUGAUUAUUGCCAAUUAAGCUGCGGUACUACUCUACAGACGGUGUGCGAAAGAAAAAAUGUGAGCUGCGGAGCUGGACCAGAUUGCAUAAAAAAUUUCAAACAAAUGUCAUUGACUGAUAGCGACCGACGACUCGUACUGGACGCUCACAAUUAUUUGAGAAAUAAAGUAGCUACAGGACAGGAACCCAUAGGACCUCAACCACAAGCGUCAAAUAUGAAAGCUCUGAGUUAUAGCAAGGAACUGGAAUAUAUAGCUCAAUGCCACACAAACUCCUGCAAGUGGGGCCACGACGCAUGUAGAAGAACUCCUGAAUGGGGAUGGGUAGGACAAAACCUUUUCUUAAGAUCUUACAAAGGAGGUUCUAUAACUACAAGAGAUAUGUUAAAUUCGUCGAUAUAUAGUUUGUACGACGAAGUUCGAGACUUCAAUCCGUCGUGGGUUUCUUCAUUCGAUACCCAUGGAAAAGAGAUAGGCCAUUAUACAGCAAUAGUGUGGGCUCGCACACGAUAUGUUGGCUGCGCAAUCACUUUCUUCGUAGACGACAAGGGCUGGGAUGUAUAUUACCUAGCUUGUAACUACGGAGAAGGAGGCAACGUUAACGGAUGGUCAGUGUACGAGGUAGGAACUCCAGCUUCAAAGUGUGAUGGCUUGCCCAAAAAUUCGAAAUAUCCAGGACUUUGCGGACCUGAUAAUGUUUAGAAGGAUUAGUCGACUGUAUAUAGCUAAUUGUUUUCAUAAGUUAUCAGUUAUAAAAAUAAAGCAAAUAUUUAA
This is a messenger RNA of Diabrotica virgifera virgifera (western corn rootworm), 876 nucleotides long. Its product is annotated as venom allergen 3. The transcript has 5 exons. Bases 43 to 804 code for a protein of 253 amino acids. Gene Ontology annotation, cellular component: extracellular region. The record is from RefSeq and is a predicted model, not a curated record. NCBI's taxonomy places the organism in Eukaryota, Metazoa, Arthropoda, Insecta, Coleoptera, Chrysomelidae.